GCAGCUGGUAGUGCGCAGGGAAUAGCCAGGGUUCGUGCAGACGUCUUGCACGUUUUUGCCAUUUCUGGUGUAGAAAUUUUCAUUUUUCUCGAGGGAAUCUGAGUACUUUAUUUGCUGUAAGGGUUAAGGAUCUGGUCUAGAGAUGAGUCAGUUCAAACUGAUCGCCCCGAAGCCGAACCCCGGGCCGCUGCCGCCCCAGGACGGGGAGGAGAACAAUAGGAAGCGGCCGGCCAGCUCCAGCCCGCCGCCCAAGAUAAAGAUGGAGGGGGCUCCUCCGCCGGCUCUGCCGGGAAACACGGCCUCCUUAGGGGCUGCGGGGACGAACGGGAUGCUCCUGAACCCCGGAGGGGUCCCGCUGGACCCUGCAGCGGCGGCUGAUGCCGAGGCACUGAGCCGGAGAACCAGCCGAAGGAAGAGAGCGAAGGUUGAGUACAGAGAGAUGGACGAGAAGUUAGCUAACCUGUCGGAAGACGAGUACUACUCUGAGGAGGAGCGUAAGGAGAAGGAGUACAAGAAGAUCGAAGAUGCUGCACCUGAACCUGAGGAAGACUCCGAUCAGGAUGAACAGACAGGUAUCGCCUACUUGCGAUCUGAUGCAGUGACGGGUCUGGAAGGUGCAGCGUUCCAGAGCAGACUGCCACACGACAAGAUGACAUCACAGGAGGCUGCCUGCUUCCCAGAUAUCAUCCAGAGUCCACAACAGACACAGAAACUGUUUCUGUACAUCAGGAACAAGAUUCUUCAGCUUUGGUUAGAGAACCCCAAGUUGCAGCUGACUUUUGAGAAUGCCCUGCCACAAAUUGAGGCUCCAUACAACAGUGAUACCACUUUGGUGAUGAGGGUCCACAGCUACUUGGAGAGGCAUGGCUACAUCAACUUCGGCGUGUACAAACGCAUCAAACCCCUCCCAACCAAGAAGAUCGGGAAAGUGAUUGUGAUUGGUGCAGGCGUGUCAGGACUCUCUGCAGCACGACAGCUGCAGUGUUUUGGCAUGGAUGUUACUGUCUUAGAAGCAAGAGACAGAGUUGGAGGGAGGGUUGCCACUUUCCGGAAGGGCAACUAUGUGGCUGACCUUGGGGCAAUGGUAGUUACAGGGCUGGGUGGAAACCCAGUGACUGUGCUGAGUCGGCAGAUAGACAUGCAUCUGAGUAAGAUCAGACAGAAAUGUCCGCUCCAUGAGGGGGAUGGGCAAACGACGGCCGGCUGCCAAACCCAGGAGGGUAGAUGUAAGCUUGUGUCCAAGGACAAGGACGAGAUGGUGGAGCGAGAGUUCAACCGGCUGCUGGAAGCCACGUCGUACCUCUCCCAUCACCUGGACUUCAACUACCUGGAGGGCAAACCUGUGUCCUUGGGACAAGCACUGGAGCUGGUUAUCAAGUUACAGGAAAAACAUGUGAAGGAGAAACAGUGUGAACACAUCAGGAACAUCAUCAAGCUACAGGAGGAGAUGAAGGGAAACCAGCAGAAGUUAUCAAGUUUGUAUGAGAAGAUCAAAGAGCUGCAUGGGCAGUGGAAGGAAGCGUCUGAAGUGAAACCACCCCGGGACAUCACGGCUGAGUUCUUGGUGAAAAGCAAACACAGGGACCUGUCUGCUACCUGCAAGGAGUUUGAUGAGCUGACAUCACAGCAGAACGGCCUGGAAGAGAAACUGUCUGAGUUGGAGGCCAACCCACCAAGCAGUGAUGUGUAUCUAUCAUCAAGAGAUCGCCAAAUCCUCGACUGGCACUUUGCCAACCUGGAGUUCGCCAACGCCACCCCUCUCUCCACCCUGUCACUUAAACACUGGGACCAGGACGACGACUUUGAGUUCUCGGGGAGUCAUCUCACGGUGCGAAACGGUUACUCCUGUCUGCCGGUGGCUCUGUCAGAAGGGCUGGACAUCAAGCUGAACACAGCAAUAAGACAAGUCCGGUACACUCCUUCAGGAUGUGAGGUGGUUGCCCAGAACCUGAGAAGCGGAGGUUCGACGUACACGUACAAGUGCGAUGCCGUCCUCUGCACACUCCCCCUCGGUGUACUGAAACAACAGCCGCCUGCCGUACAGUUCUUCCCGGCUCUGCCGGAGUGGAAAAUGGCAGCCGUCCACCGCAUGGGCUAUGGCAAUCUCAACAAGGUUGUGUUGUGCUUUGACCGUGUGUUCUGGGACCCCAACGUGAACCUGUUUGGCCACGUGGGCAGCACCACAGCCAGCCGCGGGGAACUCUUCCUGUUCUGGAACCUGUACAAGGCGCCGACGCUCAUCGCACUGGUGGCCGGCGAGGCAGCCGCCAUCAUGGAGAACGUUAGCGAUGACGUGAUCGUUGGUCGGGCCAUCACUGUGCUGAAGGGCAUCUUUGGCAACAGUGCCGUACCUCAGCCUAAAGAGACUGUUGUGACGCGGUGGCGUGCAGACCCGUGGUCCCGAGGAUCGUACUCUUACGUUGCGGCAGGUUCGUCGGGUAACGACUAUGACCUGAUGGCCACACCUGUUGCACCCAGUCCAGUGGUACCAGGUACACCACAGCAGGCCAGUAACAUGCCACGGCUGUUCUUCGGUGGCGAGCACACCAUACGGAACUACCCUGCCACGGUCCACGGAGCCAUGCUCAGCGGACUGCGAGAGGCUGGGCGGAUUGCUGACCAGUUCCUUGGUGCUCCCUACAUGAUGAACCGCCAACAAACACAGCAACCCCCUACUGUAGUGGUCACCUAACCAACACAGCAACCCCCUACUGUAGUGGUCACCUAACCAACACAGCAACCCCCUACUGUAGUGGUCACCUAACCAACACAGCAACCCCCUACUGUAGUGGUCACCUAACCACUGGGAAUAGGUUGGGCAAAAAAGGACUGUAUACAUGUUUGAUCGUAAAGAACUCUAAACUAGAGGGUAGAUCCACAAAUCUACUCAAGACUUUUGUAUAAAGCAAUGAUCUGCUUGACUCCCUAAGUUAUGACAAUUGUGUGACCAGUUGUCAAACUUUAUACUGUUCUGUUCUGUUUUGUUUUGUUAAUUUAUCAGCAAUUGUAAAUAGCUAAUGGUAACAUAUGACAGCAUACAAGAAUAGAAAGCAAGCAAAUGGAGGUAUACCCAAUUACGAGUAUCAUGACUAUAAAUAUUAGAGAUACCACUCUGCAUCCAUCAAUUAGAAGUAGUUUCUAUAGCCUGAAGGACUCUUCUGUAGAUGGUGCUGGGUCUUUGUGUGACUUCCCUGUUGUAUAUAAGGAGUAGCUUUGUCAUGUGUACAUGUAGGAGUACAUUUUAUCAGCAUAUAACUUAUUAAUAAAACGUUUCCACUGUAA
This is a messenger RNA of Branchiostoma floridae (Florida lancelet), 3282 nucleotides long. RefSeq names its product lysine-specific histone demethylase 1A-like. Lineage: Eukaryota; Metazoa; Chordata; Leptocardii; Amphioxiformes; Branchiostomatidae. Gene Ontology annotation, cellular component: nucleus. Gene Ontology annotation, molecular function: oxidoreductase activity; protein binding; flavin adenine dinucleotide binding. The record is from RefSeq and is a predicted model, not a curated record. Gene Ontology annotation, biological process: regulation of DNA-templated transcription. The transcript has 18 exons. The coding region runs from base 143 to 2692 and encodes 849 amino acids.